Haliotis rufescens (red abalone) is the source of this 11032-nucleotide messenger RNA. Its product is annotated as voltage-dependent calcium channel subunit alpha-2/delta-2-like. The transcript has 40 exons. NCBI's taxonomy places the organism in Eukaryota, Metazoa, Mollusca, Gastropoda, Lepetellida, Haliotidae. Gene Ontology annotation, molecular function: voltage-gated calcium channel activity. The coding region runs from base 416 to 3784 and encodes 1122 amino acids. The record is from RefSeq and is a predicted model, not a curated record. Gene Ontology annotation, cellular component: voltage-gated calcium channel complex.
UAUUGACAUGUCAUGGGAUAUAUUCACCGCAAAGUGAACGUACAAUCUGCCUUCUUCACCCUUAAAUGAAAUGAAAGGAAUGACGACCCUAUCAGAAUCACACGUAGGGAUUAUAAUAUAGAAAGCGAGAUCGAUAAAUGGUCUACGGACAGAUGAAAUGCACUGGAUUGGCGUGAUGGUUCGGUGAGGCUGGAAAAUCGUUAGGAGACUCGUCACUGGAAGGUUUACUGAAUGAACCACUAGCAGGGCUGAGAGCGACAUGCCUAUGUAAAUAGCUCGUUACGUACACGCAGUUCUGUGUGUAAUCCAACAGAAGCUUUCUCUGCAGGUGCCAUUACUCGUAAUUACGGCGUAUUUCACUUUUGGUACAGAUUCUGGGCCGGAUUCAGAGCGAGGCUGAAGAGAGCGAACCAAAAUGGCGACACCACAGCGCGACUGGCUUGUCGUUUAUGUGCUAUUUUCUGUAAUUGCCAGCCGAUUUAUCCUAUGUGUUACACCGGAAAAGCCAGAUUUAGAAAGGGUAAAAGAAUGGUCAGUAGCCCUCAGUAACUUUUGGAAUACCCAUGUUUCUACACUCACAGGAAUAGAUGCAGUUGAACGGAAAUAUGAAUUUCCCCGAUCACCGGAAAGUGGGGCUGUUGAUAUUCAAGCAACUUUUUCCAAGGUGGAACCUGCCGCACUUGUCAGUAAUAUGUCCCAGAAACUGAAAGCCAUGUUGGAAACGAAGAUGGAUGCACUACAGAACUCUGUGAACAAAGCAGAAGACGCAGCUGCCAACCACGUGUGGGACUCCUCCCUUAAUAAAGAAGAGGUCAAAUAUAAAAAUGCAAAGGACAUGAUGAACGAGCCUUUAGCAUACACUGAGAGGUUCGAACAGAAGGUCAAUUUCUCUUUUUCCAGUGUGCACAUUCCUGUGGAAAUAUAUGAUGGAGACCUGGAGAUCCUCAAUGGACUCAACUGGACAUCCCAGCUGGACAAGGUGUUUGAGGAGAACUAUAAGAAGGACCCUGAUAUACUGUGGCAGUACUUUGGUAGCCAGGCCGGCUUCAUGAGAACAUAUCCUGGGGCUGCGUGGAAGAAUCGUGGACCAGUUGAUCUCUAUGAUGUCAGAAGACAGUCAUGGUAUACUCAAGGAUCCAGUUCUCCUAAGGACAUGAUGAUCCUCAUUGAUAAGAGCGGGAGUACUCAUGGCCAGGCACUGCAGCUGAUGAAGGUGGCAGUCAAGUCCAUCCUCGACACCCUGGGAGAAAAUGACUUUGUCAACAUUGCUGCAUUUUCCUCAGAUGCACAGUUUGUCAGUCCAUGCUUCAACCAUACGCCAUUUGUACAGGCCACUUACCGCAAUAAGCAGAAAUUGUCAAAUGACGUCAAUGAUUUGUCUGCCAAUGGAAUGGCUAACUUCGAAGUAGGACUAAAGUUUGCUUUUGAACAGUUUGAGAUAUUUGAACGAAAUGAGACAAACCCUGACCCUGACCAACAAAGUGGAGCUUCCUGUAACAAAGUGAUCAUGUUGUUGACGGAUGGAGGCACGGACAAUGCCGAGGAAGUAUUCAAGGAAUACAACUGGCCAAAUAAAACUGUGAGAGUCUUCACGUAUGCCGUGGGCCCCACAGCCAACCCCACCAAUGCCAUUAAAUGGAUGGCAUGUGCCAACAGAGGUUACUUCUCACAGAUCCCUGCCAUGGGAGCCAUCAGAACCCGAGUCCAGGAUUAUGUGGGAGUGCUGGCUCGCCCGCUUGCUCUCAAUUAUGUAGAACACAUCAUGUGGAGUAGCACCCACACUAACCCCUUCUUCAACGCCAGCAAUGCGGAGUACAUACCUGUUCUAAGCCGACCACAGGUGCUGCAGAACGUCAAACGCUUUGUGUGGGGUAGCAUUUACUACGAUCAUCUGGGUCUGGGGAUGAUGACGACAGUUACACUGCCGGUCUACAACAGAACAACAGGAUCUUCAAACCAGACAAUCCUUGGAGUCAUGGGUAUUGACGUGACAACAGCUGAUAUGGUGAAGAAAAGCCCCACUCAAAAGCUUGGACACAACGGCUACUCUUUCGCAAUCAACCCUAAUGGUUAUAUCAUCUUUCACCCCCACCUAAAACCAACAAAAUACAUGCGUGACCCUCCAAAUAUUGAUCUUUUAGAGAUUGAAGUAGAAAAUGACCAGAAAAAUCAGCUCCGAACAAAUAUGAUCAAAGGGCAGACUGGAAGCAUGGAAAUUGACACAUUCAUCUUGUCGUCUGACAUGAAAUAUGUACAUUUUGAUAAAGUGAGAUAUUCUUUCACGCCAAUUGAAGGGACCUCAUUCAGUCUUGGUGUGAGCCUGCCGUCAUAUCAAACUUAUUACCCAGACUUUGCUGCUAAUAUUGCCCAGUUUGAUCAUUCAGUGUUCAAAUCUGAAAAUUGGGCCAUGCUUAUAGCACCAUGGGACUAUUACACUGAUAUGAGCAAAAGCAAUCAUUCUGGGACGACUGAAGACAUUCUUGAAAUGCUGAAAGUUGGUACGAAGUGGGAUGAAGAACUGUUAAAUCACCUAUACUGGGAUGCGGUGAUUGCGAAGUCUGUGGAAACAUACUUCAUCAUUGUACAAAACAACUAUGUUGCAAACGCGACCAGUGGACCCUACAGUGACACUGAGGGCCAUAUUUUCACUUUCUUGAGCUCAAAUGGAGGAUUAACAAGGGUCUUCCCAAAGAAUGCGAGUUCUUCCUUCAUGAACCAGCGGGACCCAAAGACAUCGCACUACUACAAACGAAUUCUGUCAUCAGAUAAAAAUGUUUUCUUUAUUGAACCAUUCUCAAAAUCGGUUCAGGAUGGAAAUGAUACCAUCCCCCCUGAUGUGACAGUUGGAAAAGCUUUUGCUGUCAAGAAUAAUUCCAAUGGAAAAACAGCUUACAAGCCUGGAGUUAUGGGAGCACAGUUUAUGUACAGCAGAGUUAUUAAGAGCCUUCACGAUUUUACAAAAGGGGACAACUAUUAUGACUGUGAGGAUGUAAACUUUUUAAAUUGUUACCUGGUGGAUGAAGGGGGUUUUCUCAUUGCAUCCAAUCAAGAGGAUCAUAACAUGCAGAUUGGUCAGUUUCUGGGUAAAGUGGACCCUCCUGUGAUGACCAAGCUUUUUAAUGCCUCAAUUUAUAACAGGAUUAAGCAUUAUGACUACCAAGUCACACAUGAUUGCACAUCGGAUGAAAAAGAAACUAGUGCUGGCUUCUCUUCGUUUAGAAUUCCCUCCAUCAACUUGCUAUACGAUGCUCUCACACUGAACUGGUGGACAAGUAAAUUUUUCUGGGCAUAUUUGAAUUUCAACUUCUGGAACUCAUGGUUCUCGCCUCAAGAAACAUAUGCAAAUGACGAGAGCUUGACAGGAAGUGCCGAGACAUGUGUUGAGGUCAUGUAUCAGUACUACUUCGGCACCAACAAGACCAUGACUGACACUGCGGAAUGUGGUAACUGUACCAGGACAAUCUUAGCCUCCCGGAUGGAUAUGCACACAAACCUGUUGCUGGUGGUGACAGACCCAAUCUGCUCCGAGUGCAACUCUGCCUUCAAUGAAAUGCCGCAGGCACCAGUCCAAGUCAGUGAUGAAGAGGAAAAGGAGGUGAUUUGUGACAUGGCAAGAACCCCACGGUACAGAAAGCCGGUACAGGGAUGCUAUAGCAAGGACCCAAGGGAGGAUGCAACGAAGUGUGGUUGCAUGUCAAGCACAACAGCGUCAGUGUUCAACAUUCUGCUGUCUAUAGCGGUCAUCUUGUUCAGUGUCCCCUACCUUACUCAGACACACAGCUGACCAGCAGGUCCUACAUAGGACACUGCACUUGACCAUACUUGAAUAAUCUUGAUACCAAAUGCCCUGUUGAAAACACUUUUUAUACAAAACUAUUUUCCUUGCACCAUGAAUGGUCUGUGAGAGUCGUACCUGUAAAUAAAUGUCCUUGGACAAUGUUGAUAGUGCUCAUGUGUUAAUGCUGAUUAUUUCAACGUGGACAUUUUACAAAUCAUCUCUGAAAAAAAAAAAAAGAAUUUUCUUUUUGCACUCCAAAUUUAAAUCAAGAAUAUGACAAUGGAUGACACUAUCAAUAUUUUCUUAUGUGUUUUAUAUUGUUUUUUCAUUUAAAUAUAAUGUGCAAUUUAAUGUGAUCCGAAAUGUGUUUAUGGAACCAUUUUUUCCAGGAAGAACUGUUAUCUAAGUUACACAAAAUAUGUUUUUCGAAGAUUAAAAAUAUAGUGUAAAUUUGUAAAAAUGUGUAUAUAUGUGAAAAUAAAUUAUAAUGACGAUAUAGAAUAUCCAUAUAUCAGAGUAAAUUAUGAAGUUACAUGCAAAGAAGAUAACAAGUUAUAAAAGAUUCUAGUCAACUCAUGUAACCAUGGUGAUGAUAUUUGUGACAGGGAUGAAUUUUGUGAUAUAUAUCUACUGCUUGUACAGUGUGAAUAUUCAUUCCAACAUACAUGUAGUCUUAACAUCCUUGGUUUUGUCUUACUUCAUCUAUACCCUUGACUUCCCAUUGCAUGAAUUAUGUUAACUUGCGCAUAAUUGUCUGUAAUAACUGGCGUAUACUCUUUGACAUGUGUUGUAUUAUUUCCAAUUAGUUUUUCUUCCAGUUGGCUCAGGCAUUGGUGCUAAAUACAAGCUUGAGGUAUAGAGAUCAACCAUUUUGCCAAAGUCUCUCGUUCAUGGAAUUUUGUUUCUGAAUUUUCUUGGAACCGUUUAGGAUAACAUCAUGAUUUAUGGUACUGAUUUGGUAAUGAGAUUAGGGUAUUUAAAUAAGGCAAUGCAGCAUAUUGGUAAUGAUUGUUUUACAUAAUUUCUUUAUUAUCUUUUUGUAUUUUAAUUAAAAAUUUAAAAUGAGUUUGUUAGAAGAGCUGAAAUGUGUAAGUGCUGUGGUUAAUUAUCCAUAAGGUGGAACAUUCCAGUGUACAGAAUAUUAGCCGACAUGCUUUUCCUUCACAAUAUCUAGAACAGGGUUACCUGAAACUUUCGGAUACUUACUGUCCUAAACAGUGAGUGGAAACCAUCUUCAAUGGUGUGAUCUUCAUGUAGUUUAGAUUUUAAAUAAAAGUGGAUUUAAUGACCAGUUAAGCAAAUUUUUACAGAUCCCCUUAGAUAUGAAAAAUGUCAUCAAACAGAAAUGCAGUUCUCCAUUGUUUAAACUGUAUUUAAUCUUGCUAUUUUAAGAAAGGUGUUUUUCUUGCAAUGAUGUGUAUGUUUAAGGAAAUCUUUUCAAAUAUAACAACAAAAACACCUAUGCACCACCCUAAUUGAUAUUGAAACCAAAUAAUAUAGCAAUCCAAAGCCUUCAAACUACUAAGUUUUGCUUCUUCCAUUAUUGGGUUCGUGUAGUUGGUUGAAGAUCAAUGCAACAUGAUGAAGGGGCAUGGAUGGAGAGAUCGAAGGCAAAUAUUGUUCUUUGUUUAGCUUGUGAUUCUGAUCAAGUAUAAUUCUAUGAACAGAGGUUUUGACACUGAACAAGAGAUUUGGCAUGAUAUGGUAGUUGUCCAUGCUCCUGUGGGUAUGUUCAGGGGAUAGGCUAGGUCAAAUUGGCAGUCCUACAAAGUUUGUCAAAAGUUGUAAUAACACCUUUUGUUUUUCUGAUAAUGCCAAUUUGUGAUGUGUACACAUGGACAAAUGUUAAACACCGCUUUCAUGUAUCCUGAACUUAAUGUAUCUUUUGAAAAUAUUGACAUGUGCUUGGCCUCAUCUUGAUACAUGAUGACGAUAGCACCGAUACCUGAUGAAAAGUUGGUAUGGGAACACUGUAUGUUCCUCCACAUUGUCACAUUAGACGAUGCAAGAAACAGAGGAAGCACUGAAAAGGGUAGUCAAAUAAUUAUUCCACAGAAAACUGAUUUUGGUUUCUUUAUUUCAAUAUGAGUAUGUCAUUUCGUGAACAAAAAUAAAUCAUUUCAUCUGAAUAUUAAUUGUGGGUACAAUUGCUGUUUUGUGCGGAAAUAUUAUUUUGCAGGUGUAGGCCUAUCUGUUUCAGUGUAGCAGUUAGCAUAUGCCCUGACAUGAGGACAGUACUUGAAGGGGGCUGAUUGCAAAUGGGAGGACCUAGGCUUAAAAUAGGCUCCAGUCUGUCCUUAACCUCAGAGGUGAAUGUAGGAUUGUUGAUUGGCUGUAGAGAAGCCUGAUCUCUCAGAGAAUGAAAAUAUAUGGAAAUGAAGUUACUUUUUUUAAAGGGAUGAAGAGCAAUAAAAGUGUAAUCGGAUUAGCUUUGCUUUUUUAAGGAAUGUCGAUUUCAUUUCUUUAUCAUCUACCACUGAAUCGUCAUGCCAUGUGAUUUUACUAUUAAUUUUUAUCACCACUUCAUUUUAGAAGUUUUGUACCUGAUACAGUGUGCGAUGUUCAUCCAUGAUUUGUUUGUAAAUAACUGCAUGUUUGUGAUUGAGAUUUGUUGAACAAGUACAACUUGAGUGAGUGAGUGUUUGCUUCCACCGGAAUUGUACAGUUUUAUAGGUCAUUUAUGCAUGGUUGUUGAUGGUUUGUUAUAGCCCAUGAUCUCCUUGAACAGUUUACAAGUAUAUCAGCUGUUGUCUAGCUCAUCCGCUGACUUAGCAACCCACCAUUUAAUAUGCUGGAAGUGGCCUGGGGUUUGUAAGAGACAGGACCUUUUUUGGUCAAAGCUUCAAACCUCCCACUUUUUUUCAGGACAUCAGCAUGUCCAGAAAUCAGUAUUUUAUGUCAACACUCAGGAAUUUUUUCUGUUUUUUUUCUGUAACAAAUAUUUAAAAGAAAAAGAAGUCUUAGAAUAUAAAAUUGUCGGCCCUUUUCGAGCAAAAGAAGGAUAUAUGGUUGACAUUAAGUAUGUUGCACUAUACUUUAUGUGUAUUAUGUCAUAACUAAUACAAUUUAAAGGCAGGACAAAACAGACACGAGCGAAGACACAUUUAUCAGAAAAUACAAAGGGCUAGGCUCAAUUUUUUCUGGUUUUACAGAUUAGAUUAGCUUGCAUUCAAUAUUUCAUUAGUAAACAAAAGAAUUGAAAUGCUUUGAUGCAUUGAACAUUUACUUACUUUAGUGUUGUCUUGAGAAUGCUCUCUAGAAAAAAAAAUCAAUUUGUUUUCUUCAGCAACCUUAAAUCGACCAUGAUAGUCUUUAGUACUGACACAAAUGUUGUGCUAGAGUGUUUGCUGACCUGAGGUUCCUCUGCACACCAGAAUACACACUGUUUUACUCAAUCUUAAAAUACAAUUGUUCAUGGCCCAGUUUGACAAAAAUGAGAUCAUGGGGUAGCUGGUUGCACAGAACUGAACAGCACACCCAGAUGUUGUGAUCCUGUUGGUCCUAUGGAGGAGAGUGUUUGUGGUUGGUCAUCCAGUAGGGUAGACAUCCUUCAUGGAAUGCCUGUGUGUUGUGUGUUUCACUGUGUGCAGUGGCAAUGCAUUGGGUAUAUAAUCGGUCCACUGUCUGUUCAAUAUUGUUUAUCACAAUCCAGACCACAUGAAAUGAUUGUUUUAUUAUGUUUGUAGUCACGUGACCAAAGUGUACAUAGUAAUUGCCUCUAGUUGCCGUUGUUGUCUGUCUUACCACUGAGCUUGGUGAGAGGGAUUAGGAGCAUAGCAGAGAAAAGCGUUAUAGUGUAUUGCUAGUUAGGAUAAGGUUCAUAAGGCCAGCCUUUCUCUCUUUUGGUUUACAAAUUUUUGGUCCCCAAAAGUUUCAAUUUCAAAUAUAUAUAUUUAUUUACUCAAAAUUUUAAGUAGGUUUAAAAAAAAUGGGGGCUGGAGGAAAACAGAUUCUUCAUAAUUUGUAAUGUUUUGAAGUUUUUAAGACACAUUUUCAACAGGCUUUAGUUUUAGUAUAUAUUAGAUGAGUUUUUAUAUUGAUAGUGACAGUAAGUUAAGUUAUUUAUGACAUUUUAAGUAUUUCUAAUUGACGGAAUAAUAAAAUGAUGCAUUUAUUUUUAUUUUGUUUCACAUUGUAAUGUUUUGGAGGAUUCAUAGACGGAUUUGUAGACCAAGUUUUAAAAACGUCUGGCCUAAUAGUCUCAGGUGUUGUGAAAUAGAGGAGUUGAUAUAUUUUACAGUUUAAGGUUCUGAUACACUCUGUAGUAUGUGGUCCUGACAUACAUGUUACAGUCUGAGGUUUCUGAUAUCACACGUGUGUCAUGACAACUUCCCCACGGAAAAUUUGCUCCAGUAAAAGUGACCCCCAAAACUGAACAUGUUUCAUUACAAGGGUCCUGAUAUGGUACAUAUUACAGUAAAACAGUCCGGAUAUGAUACAUUUAUUGAUGCACUGAAACUGAUUUUGCUAUCACUGGAACACUGUUAGACCAUUCAGAAUAUAUUUUCACCAAUCACACUUGCUACAAAAAUUAACCACAAGCUAGAACAGGAUCCUGACUGUAAUCAGUGUAUCAGAUGCCAACUGUGUUUCACAACAACCCUGCCAUGUUCUGGUUACACUUAGAGGACAGUGGUUUAGAUAGUUCCUAUAUGUAUAGGUGACGUGUUUAGCUUCAAGACACAUCCACCAAUCCUACCGCUAGCUGUAUGUGAUCUGUACGAGUUGUAGUUAUGUUGUGGUGAUCGGUAUGAAUGAAUAUCUCUGUCCUGUGGUAGAUCACAACCUAUUUUCUAAAUUUUGGUUAUAGAUGUUUUAUUCAAACUUAAAGUCAAAAGUCAAAAUAAUAUUGUGAAAUUGUGUUAAAAAUGACCUCUUAUUAUUAAUAAUUUGGCCAUAGAGUAAAUGACAUUGUAUUCCCGAAUUCUUCUUGAUUUGGUCUUAAAUCAUUAUCUUAAGAACAAUCUGUUUGAGAAAAAAUUGGCUGUUAUAAAAUGAUUGAGAAAUUUUCAGUCCGUGAAUCUGUAAACUGAAUAUUAUAAUUGAAACACCUGAUAUCCACAUCUUGAGUUGGAAUUGUUUAACAAUAUGGGGAGUCCAUAAACCUGAGAUUGUGUGAACUACCAACCUGAUGCAGCAUAUUCAAAUUAUUAAUGGAGCCUGAUAUUCUUGUUUGAGUUUGUGUCGGCCAUUUCCUUGCCACAAGUUGGUCAUAACAUUCGCUCUGUGUUUACAUCUAGAAUCAAGUUAUUUGAGAAAAAUAUUGUUAUAUUCGGAGUAAAGGUAAACAAAUGUAAUACUGGGUCGUCUGAGUCCAGAUAGCAUGGAUAUGCACAAAUUGUAAUGAUAUGCGUUUGUUCAUACCGGUAUAUUAUUCAAGGAAUAAUGAUAUGCAAAUUGCAAUCUCUCAUUAUGAAGUUUUCAUAUUUUUUGCUUUAAUGAAGUUCAUGAUUCCACGAAAUCAAGUAAAUUACUGAUGUUGCAUGAUGUUGAUAAUACCAUAUUCAUGAUGAUAUGCUUCUGUUAUCAAAGCAAAAGUUUUCAUAAAUUUUUUUUCUCUGUUGAUGGUCUCUGUUAUAAUGCUCUGAGAUGAGAAAGUGAGAUGCCUCACUUUUGAGGUCCCACUAUGUAUGUAAAUUAUCUAUGUUAACACAACAUCUUGUAUCUAUAGAAGGUUUCGUGUUUGCGUACAAGUAAAAAUCAUUAAACAACAUCAGUGUUGUCCAAAAUGUAACCUUAUGCUUGGUGCAGUGAUGGAUAGAUCAACUAUAAUCAUUAUCUCAAAGCAAAAAAAGCAAUAAAAAUGGGGAAACUGUUAUGUAUUCUGAUUUGGUAGAGAGCGAAAUGUUUUCGUUUGACAAAAACCUCUUUGUGAUAAACCCAUGUUGUGAGAUAAUGCAGUGAAAGGAUCUUGAUGCUGUAGUUAUUUAUUAUUCAGUCUCUGAAGGAUUCUGUAAUUCUGAAUAUACUUGCCGAAGUUUCACUUUUCUUUGCAGAAAUUGCUGAAUAUGCCUUUUUGUUUGAUUGAUACAAUAGUACUGCUUUCAAUGGUAUUAUUGUUCAAUAACUAUGAAAUAUUGAGAAGAUUGCAUGAGUAGUUUCAUUUCACUCAAAUGGAAAAGACAAAUCUAUAUCUUGCGUAAUUUUUAAAAGAAAUUUGGAACUUCUGCUGUAUUUUUUGCAAGGGAAUUUGAAGAAUGUUGUCACUGAAUGCUUCAGAGGCUGAAUAUCCACAUAUAUUGACUGUUAAAUCCUGUUGUUAUGAUCACUAGGCUGUGAGAGAUUGUGUGUUGACUAUUGUGUUGUUCAUUGAGGUUUAACUGAAUAGUUGUUUUGGAGCAAAUAUAUUUUCUUCCCACAAAUGUGAUGUAUGUGUGAUAUUUAUUUGAGUUUUUAAGAAGUCUGUAGUUAAGGAAGAGGCACUGUGUUCUAACUUCAUUGCCAUUUUAUUUAUUUUGCUCAAUGUAUUUCAUUUCGAUACCAAUAGUAAUUUAUUUCUUACAUACUGAGAUUGGUUUGUAGGGUUUGUUGAUACCAGAAGCCUUUUCUUGAUGUGUUGGACCCUCACAGGUCAGGUCAGUUUUUUGCCCUUAACCAGUUGGUGGUAGUCCUGUUUGUUACCCAUGCACCAACACAACUCACCAACAUUUACUUGGCGUGGGGUUUUGUUGUUCACACAUAAACUGGUUCAUGUCUGUACGAGAAUGAUACCCUUUUUGUACAUAGAGAACUUGAAACUUGUUUGUUGCCCUAUUGUAGUUAUGGGAAUUGGAAUCAGAAAAAGAUUAACAUUUUGACAUUUAUAUAUAUACUUGUGUAUAUAAGUAGGGAUACUGCAAGGAGAUUGGGCAGUUCAUCCCUCCUUUUCUUUUCAUGUAUAUGAUAUAAUGUACUAAAUAAUAUGUUAAAUGGCAUAACUGUCACUUUUGAAAGCUGUGUGAUGGUGAAGAAGGAUGCUAUUACCAAGAAAUAUUUCUGAAAUACUGUCCAGCAGUAUUUUUAUAAGUAUUUGAAAUAUCGUAAGGCUGAUGCUUUUUUAAGAUAGAUUAUAAUAUGGAUUGAUAUUUAUGUCCACAUCUUGACAAUCUGUUGUGGUUUAUGAACCAGUCUAUGUGUAAGGUUUCCAGUGAUUAUGAGUUGUUCCUCAGAGAUGACAGAAGGCCGAGAAGAUGGCUUUAAGGGACAUAAUUCGUACAUCAUGAAGUUUAUAUCUGUGUUAUGCUGCUCACAAUAAAGUUAUUUUAUACCUCUUUA